AUGGUUUCUUAUUCACAAUAUUUAACAAAAGAACAAGAGAAUGAACUUCGUGCCAUAGCACAAGCUAUUGUUUCUCCAGGAAAAGGUAUUCUUGCUGCUGAUGAAUCAACAGGUUCAAUGGAAAAAAGAUUAUCACCUCUUGGUCUUGAAAAUACUGAAGAAAAUCGUAGAAAGUAUCGUCAAAUGCUUUUUACAACUGAUAAUGAAAUCUCAAAUUAUAUUUCUGGUGUUAUAAUGUUCCAUGAAACUUUCUACCAAAAGACAGAUGAUGGAGUACCAUUUGUUGAUGUUUUAAGAUCUAAAGGAAUCAUACCAGGAAUUAAAGUUGAUAGAGGUGUUGUACCAAUUGCUGGAACUGUUGGAGAAUGUACAACUCAAGGAAUGGAUGAUCUUAAUGCCCGUUGUGCUCAAUAUAAAAAGGAUGGAGCACAAUUUGCUAAAUGGAGAUGUGUUCAUAAAAUUUCAGGAACAACACCAUCUCAUACUGCUUUAGUUGAGGUUGCUAAUAAUUUAGCUAGAUAUGCCUCAAUCUGCCAACAAAAUGGACUUGUUCCAAUUGUUGAACCAGAAACUCUUCCUGAUGGAGAUCAUGAUCUUGCUAGAUGUCAAAAGAUCACUGAAACUGUCCUUGCUUAUACUUAUAAGGCUUUAAAUGAUCACCAUGUAUUCCUUGAGGGUACACUUCUUAAACCUAAUAUGGUUACCCCUGGACAAUCAUAUGCUGGUGGUAAAUAUUCACAUCAAGAUAUUGGAAUGGCAACCGUUACAGCUCUUCAAAGAACUGUUCCAGUUGCAGUUCCUGGAGUUGUCUUUUUAUCAGGUGGUCAAUCUGAGGAAGAUGCUACUGUUAAUCUUAAUGCUAUGAAUGCCUAUCAUACUAAAAAACCAUGGGCUUUAACUUUCUCAUAUGGUAGAGCUCUCCAGGCUUCAGCUAUUAAAGCAUGGGCUGGAAAAGAUGAAAAUAUUCUUGCAGCUCAGGCUGUUCUUCUUAAAAGAGCUAGAGCUAACUCUUUAGCCUCACUUGGUAAAUAUGCUGGUGAAGCUGGUGACACAACAGCAGGAGAAUCUCUUUUUGUAGCUAAUCAUGCAUAUUAA
Messenger RNA from Strongyloides ratti, 1095 nucleotides. RefSeq names its product Fructose-bisphosphate aldolase, class-I family and Aldolase-type TIM barrel domain-containing protein. The coding region runs from base 1 to 1095 and encodes 364 amino acids. The record is from RefSeq and is a predicted model, not a curated record. Gene Ontology annotation, biological process: fructose 1,6-bisphosphate metabolic process; glycolytic process. Gene Ontology annotation, molecular function: fructose-bisphosphate aldolase activity. NCBI's taxonomy places the organism in Eukaryota, Metazoa, Nematoda, Chromadorea, Rhabditida, Strongyloididae. Gene Ontology annotation, cellular component: cytosol. The transcript is spliced from 2 exons.